Molecule: messenger RNA, 1473 nt
Organism: Arabidopsis arenosa
Lineage: Eukaryota; Viridiplantae; Streptophyta; Magnoliopsida; Brassicales; Brassicaceae
Source: the annotation of a GenBank genome assembly
AAGACUUUUUGGUUGAGAACUGAAAAGUAGUCCAGAAUCGAGAAUGGAGUAUCUUAACAAGCUUCUGCUUCUCGCUUGUGCCACUUUCUCCGUUAUGUCUCUUGUUAAGUCUCAAAAUCAACAAGGAUUCAUCAGUUUGGAUUGCGGAUUACCUUCUAACGAAUCUCCUUAUAUCGAACCGUUGACCAAUUUAACAUACAUAUCAGAUGUCAAUUUCAUCCGAGGAGGAAAAACUGGUAAUAUCGAAAAUAACUCAGAGACGGAUUUUAUCUCGAAGCCAUACAAGGUUUUGAGAUACUUUCCGGAAGGAACUAGAAACUGCUACAAUUUGAGUGUGAAGCAAGGCACAAAGUAUCUAAUCAGGACUUUUUUCUUAUAUGGAAACUAUGACGGUCUUAAUACUUCUCCAAGAUUUGACCUCUUUCUCGGUCCAAAUAUUUGGACAAGCAUAGAUGUACUAAUACCGGGGCUAGGGACGAGUACACCAAUGAUAUCGGCCAUAGAAUUAAGACCUUUGCGAUAUGAUACUUAUACUGCUCGAACCGGUUCCUUAAAGAAGAUUGUGCACUUUGACUUCACCAAUCAACGCAAGGAAAUACGUUAUCCCGAAGAUGUUUAUGAUCGUAUUUGGAUGCCAUAUUCACAACCGGAAUGGACUCAAAUAAACACAACCCGAAAUGUAAGUGGCUUUUCUGAUGGCUAUAACCCGCCACAAGAUGUAAUUAAGACCGCCGCCAUACCCACUAAUGUCAGCGAGCCAUUGGAAUUUAUUUGGAAUUCGGAAUCCUCUGAUGACCAAACGUAUGCUUACCUUUACUUCGCUGAGAUCCAGAAAUUAAAGACCAAUGAAACUAGGGAAUUCAAAAUUGUGGCGAAUGGUCGUCUUGAUUACACUAAUUAUAUUCCAACGAAGUUUGAAGCAGAGACCUUAAUCAACCCUGCACCACUAAAAUGCGAGGGAGGGCUAUGUCGUGUGCAGCUUUCAAAAACACCGAGGUCGACUCUACCACCCCUAAUGAAUGCUAUAGAGAUUUUUAGCGUCAUACAAUUUCCACAGUCAGAGACAUAUACAGAUGAUGUCAUUGCUAUCAAGAACAUUCAAUCUACUUAUCAAUUGAGUAGAAUCAGCGGGCAGUGGCAGGGCGAUCCAUGUGUCCCUAAACAGUUUUCAUGGAUUGGUGUAAGCUGCAACGUUAUAGAUAUCUCCACACCACCGAGAAUCAUCGCAUUGGAUUUAUCGAAUAACAACUUGACUGGAGAAGUGCCUGAAUUUCUAGCCAAGAUCAAAUCGUUGCUGGUCAUACGCUUAAGAGGAAACAAUCUUAGAGGAUCUGUUCCUCAAGCCCUUCAGGAUAGAGAAAAAAAUGAUGGUUUAAAACUGUUGUAAGAGUCUGUUUUGAGAUGAUUUUAUGAUUUUGAUUAUAUCCACUCUUGUUUUAUAAUUAAUUUCUUCAAUAACGUUUUCAUUUUUUU